Messenger RNA from Aspergillus bombycis, 2403 nucleotides. Its product is annotated as BRCT domain protein. Gene Ontology annotation, biological process: mitotic G2 DNA damage checkpoint signaling; mitotic DNA replication checkpoint signaling; DNA replication initiation. NCBI's taxonomy places the organism in Eukaryota, Fungi, Ascomycota, Eurotiomycetes, Eurotiales, Aspergillaceae. The transcript is spliced from 7 exons. The record is from RefSeq and is a predicted model, not a curated record. The coding region runs from base 1 to 2403 and encodes 800 amino acids.
AUGGCAGAGAAAGGUGCCUCAAACAAGGAGCAUCCUCUUGCGGGGGUGGUCCUGUGCUUCACGUCCAUUCUACCAGAACAGCGGACUGAAUUGGCUACAAUCGCACGCCAAAUGGGAGCGACUCUCAAACUUGACCUAACCUCCGAUGUUACCCAUCUGAUUGUGGGCGAGACCAAUACUGCGAAAUACAAAUUUGUCGCACGAGAACGAGCAGAUGUGACUGUUCUUAAGCCUGAGUGGGUAGAAGCGGUCCGCCAAUCAUGGAUGCAGGGAGAAGAUACAGACGUCCGAGGUUUGGAAGAACAAUACAAAUUCCCGACGUUCGCCGGAUUGUGCAUAUGUAUAACCGGCUUCGAGGAUAUGGCAUUCCGAAACUAUAUUCAAGACACAGCCGUUGCACAGGGUGCCGAAUUCAGGAAAGAUCUUACGAAACAAGUCACCCAUCUUGUCGCACGAGAUACGGAGAGCCAGAAGUACAAAUUUGCGACUCAAUGGAAUAUCAAGGUCAUCACCGUGAAAUGGUUCACCGACAGUAUAGAGCGUGGAAUGAUCCUGGAGGAGACAUUGUAUCACCCGCUUGUGCCGGAAGAACAGCAGGGUGCGGGGGCCUGGAACCGCGCACUGCCUGCUGUUCGGGAGAAAGAUCCGGGUAAUGAAGGCUCGUCGAAUCCUCGCCCUAGAAAGUUGCGCCGCAUCGCAAGUGCCAAAUUGGUAGACCAGAACGAAGGGAUCUGGGGUGACAUCGUAGGCACCGGGUCCAGAGGAAGUCAACAGAAAGAUGAUAGCCAAUUACUCGUCAAACGUGCAUCUAUGGUCCAAGAGGCCAAGUCAUUCGCCAGUGAAACUACCUUUGCGGAGCCCCAGGAACAAAGCAAUGUUGAUAAGUUCCAGAGGCCUCGCCAGCAGUUUUCAGAAGCGGCCAGCCACCGCGAUGGCUUUUUAGACGGUUGUUAUUUCUUCAUUCAUGGAUUCUCUUCAAAACAAACGAACGUCCUCCGCCAACACCUUUCGUUCAAUGGAGCCCAGUUGGUCGGCUCAUUGAGCGAAUUCUCUCGGCCCGACAUUCCUAAGAGAGGCCAUGGUCUCUACACGAUUGUCCCCUACAAGAUGCCUCGAAACCAGGUUCCAUCUACCGAUGACCUAGCAUUUGAAUGUGAAGUUGUAACCGAUAUGUGGUUGGAAAGAUGCCUUGAUGCCAAGACUCUAGUGCCCCCAGAAUCACACAUCGCAAACACUCCAAUUCCUUGUUUCCCUAUCCCUGGGCUCGACAAUAUGAAAAUCUGCUCUACAGGGGUCUCUCGUAUCGACCUUCUACAUCUAUCAAAACUUGUAGGUCUGAUUGGUGCAACCUAUAAUGAAUACCUGACACCAACUGCAUCUGUAUUGUUAUGUAAUGAUCCUGGUUCUGCAAAUCAAGAGAAGCUACGGCAUACGCAAGAAUGGAACGUUCCCGCAGUCACCGUCGAUUGGUUAUGGACCUCCAUCCAAAAAGCACAGAAACAGCCAUUCGAACCUUUUCUGAUUCGCAAGUCAACCUCACAGAGCAGCCGAGACCCGGAAAAGCGAGUUGGCUCUCUCCCGGACCAGAGGGAACAGUCCCAGGAGCUCAACAAACGCAAUAACGCAACCAAGUCACAGAUCCACAUGGAUCACCCCCAGACCAACAAACUCACCAGACAAACAUCAAAGGAAACAGACAAAGUUCCUUCACGCCAUUCAACACCCCUACAAGAAAACUCCGGAAUUCUACAAAAAGAACCCACUAUAAGGGAAUCCCCCACAAAAGAGCCGAGCCAACAACACACAACAUACGUAUCACCAAGAAAACGCCCAUCCUCAGAACAAGCCAUACAUCCAACCUCCCUAUCAGCAAUCGAAACAACGCUGAGCGGAUUCCUCCAGCAGGCACGAGCAGCGAACUCGCGCUCCGCAUCAGACAUAGGAGAGAACGGUGACCGCCCCCGUUCAAGGCGCAGAAAACCUCUUCUUGGAAGAGCGCCCUCUCAUGCCUCUGUCCGUUCCAUCGAACAUAAAGGUUUCUCUCGCGCGAGCUCAAUCGAUACACUAAACGAGGAUGGGUGCGGAAGUGCGAUAGACAGCAUCAACACAGAUGGAAUUCCCUCCCUUGUGAACAGCGGAAGAUUCGAUUUCCUCGAAGGAGACCGCAUCAAUGAAGAAGAGGAGUCUGAAACACCGCCUCCAAUGACGCAAUUGAACUACGAAGAUCCGGAUGCCGUCGCAAUGCGCGAGAAGUUUCUCCAUCAGGCGGGCAAACUCGUCGAUAAGAAACCUGCUAAUCAGGACCUAAUUGCGGGUGAAAUUAAGGAGCUGGAAAAUGUGGGCUGGGGGUCUGGUCGGAGGACGAGAAAUGCGGGCAAGGUUGCAAAGGAUAAUACUUUUUAG